AUGACGAGACAAUGCCUUCAGGCCACUGCAAAUGCCAAAGAUACAAUUGCCUAUGGAACUCGCAUAGUGGGUGGCGUAUCACCUGGGAAAGGAGGUUCGACGCACCUUGAUUUACCAGUCUUCAAUACCGUCGAGGAAGCCAUGAAAACGGUCCGACCUCAUGUCAGUGCUGUUUUUGUACCUGCUCAGUUUGCAGCCAAAGCCAUAAUAGAGUCUAUAGAGGCCGAAAUUCCCCUGGUUGUAUCUGUGGCGGAGCAUAUUCCAGUGCAUGACAUGUUACGAGUACAUGAGAUACUUCGUACACAGAGUAAAACUCGGCUCGUAGGGCCAAACUGCCCCGGGAUUAUAGCUCCAGAGCAAUGCCGCGUUGGAAUUAUGCCGUAUAAACAGUAUCAGAGAGGCAGCAUAGGCAUUGUGUCCAAGUCGGGGACUUUAAGCUACGAGGCUGUGGGUGCAACGACUGCAGCCGGACUGGGACAGAGCAUAGUACUGGGUAUGGGUGGUGAUUUACUUCCAGGCACUACCUUGGCAGAUGGCCUCAGACUCUUCUUUGAAGAUGAAGAGACGAAGGGCAUUAUUGUAAUCGGGGAAAUUGGCGGAGAAGCGGAACUCAGAGCAGCUGAGCUGAUCCGAGAAUAUCGACAGUUGACUCCUCGCCCCAAACCAAUCGUAGCAAUGGUAGCCGGGAAGACAGCUCCACUUGGAAGGAUCAUGGGCCAUGCGGGUGCUGUGCUUACCACUAGGGACAUGCCUGCGGAUAUCAAAGCAAAGGCACUUGAGGAUGCUGGUGCAGUGGUAGUUCCGCAUCCAGGGGUCAUGGGAGUUGCAAUGAAAAAAUUGCUUGAGAUGUAA
Messenger RNA from Trichoderma virens Gv29-8, 852 nucleotides. RefSeq lists its product as uncharacterized. The transcript is spliced from 3 exons. The record is from RefSeq and is a predicted model, not a curated record. Gene Ontology annotation, cellular component: succinate-CoA ligase complex (ADP-forming); mitochondrion. Gene Ontology annotation, biological process: tricarboxylic acid cycle. Bases 1 to 852 code for a protein of 283 amino acids. Gene Ontology annotation, molecular function: succinate-CoA ligase (GDP-forming) activity; succinate-CoA ligase (ADP-forming) activity. Lineage: Eukaryota; Fungi; Ascomycota; Sordariomycetes; Hypocreales; Hypocreaceae.